CAAUUACACAUAUUUUUAGUUAAACCAUAUCAAAACCAUGCGUGCUUUAGACGAUAUCGUUCAUUCAGCUUAUUCCGAGUAAAAGUAGACAGUUCUCUCUUUUCCCAAAGUUACGUUCACUUUAACUGGCUGGUUAGCUGAAAAGUUAGCCUAAAAUCUGGGAACAGACGAGCACUCUUUGGGACGCCUCUGGCUUUCUUGGAGUGGAGAAAACUUUCAAAGUUUACCUCGUGGAUUCGGCCUUCAAGUCUUUACUCUUCUGAGUCCAUCACAGGCUGAAACCAUGUCGAUCCUGGGACUAAAGAAGAAACAGCCUAAGACUUUUAAAGUCAAGGUCAUCACCAUGGACGCCGAAAUGGAAUUUAGCUGUGAGGUGAAAUGGAAGGGCAAGGACCUGUUUGAUCUAGUCUGUCGGACAAUCGGUUUGAGGGAGACCUGGUUCUUUGGUCUUCGAUACACAGUGAAGGACACGUAUGCUUGGCUUAAACCAGACAAAAGGGUGUUGGAUCAGGAGGUUCCAAAGGACUCUCCAAUAACAUUUCAUUUCCUCGCCAAAUUUUUCCCAGAGAAAGUAGAGGAGGAGCUGGUUCAGGAAAUCACACAGCACCUUUUCUUUUUACAGGUAAAGAAACAGAUUCUAGAUGAGGAAAUAUUCUGUUCUCCGGAAGCCUCUGUGCUUUUGGCAUCGUACGCAGUACAAGCCAAGUAUGGAGACUAUGACCCAAACUUUCACAAACCAGGCUUUUUAGCACAAGAUGAGCUUCUGCCCAAAAGAGUCCUGAUGCAGUACCAGAUGACAGCAGACAUGUGGGAGGAAAAGAUCACGGCAUGGUACGCUGAACACAGAGGCAUCGCAAGGGAUGAAGCAGAGAUGGAGUAUCUGAAAAUAGCCCAGGACCUUGAGAUGUAUGGAGUCAGCUACUUUUCCAUCACACAAAACAAGAGGGACACAGAGCUGCUGCUGGGUGUUGAUGCACAGGGCCUUCACAUCUACAGUCCCAACAGUAAACUAAACCCCAACAAGUCCUUUCCCUGGAGUGGCAUCCGCAACAUCUCCUACAGCGAGAAAGAGUUUACAAUUAAGCCUUUGGAUAAGAAGACGGAAGUUUUCAAAUUCUACUCUUCACAGCUCAGAGUCAAUAAACUGAUUCUCCAGCUGUGCAUUGGAAACCAUGAUCUGUUUAUGAGGAGGAGGAAGGUAGACUCCAUUGAGGUACAGCAGAUGAAGGCUCAAGCCAAAGAGGAAAAAGCCAGAAAGAAGGUGGAGCGUCAGAUUCUGGCACGGGAGAAACAGUUGAGGGAAGAUGCAGAGCGGGCUAAAGAGGAAAUGGAGCGACGUCUUUUCCAACUGCAGGACGAAGCUCGCAUGGCUAAUGAAGCACUGCUGCGUUCGGAGGAGACUGCGGAUUUGCUGGCGGAGAAGGCCCAGAUCGCGGAGGAGGAGGCCAAGCUGUUGGCUCACAAAGCAGCCGAGGCGGAGCAGGAGAGGCAGCGCCUGGAGGCCACGGCCAUGAAGACCAAAGAGGAGAAGAGACUGAUGGAGCAGAAGAUGAGAGAGGCAGAGCAACUGGCUGUGAAAUUGGUUGAGCAGUCAGAGAGAAGAUCAAAGGAAGCAGAUCACCUGAAACAGGACCUGAAUGAGGCUAAGGAUGCAGAGAGAAGAGCCAAGCAGAAACUGCUGGAGAUCACCAAAACAACAUACCCUCUCAUUGCAGCUUACUCCAGUCCCCCUCUGCCACCUGACAGUGGAGAGUUGCCCCCGGAGACUGGGGGCUCCUUCCGCCUGGACUUCAAAGACUCUGACAUGAAGAGACUGUCAAUGGAGAUCGAGAGAGAACGGCUGGAGUACAUGGAGAAGAGUAAGCACCUGCAGGACCAGCUGAAGGAGCUGAAAUCUGAGAUUGAGUCACUGAAGCUGGAGGAGCAGCAGCAGGCUGGAGUGUACAGCCUAAGAGGUUACGCUGAACCGCCCUACGUCUCACACAGUAAUCGUAACUCUGCAUAUAUGACUCAGAUGGCCUUCUUUGAGGAAGUCUGAGCGGAUGACUGGGGAGAUGUGACAGUAGGAGCACACAUCUAUACAGCAAGACAGUCUAAAUGGAUCAUACGUGUGUGUUCA
Chanos chanos (milkfish) is the source of this 2119-nucleotide messenger RNA. RefSeq names its product NF2, moesin-ezrin-radixin like (MERLIN) tumor suppressor b (gene nf2b). The record is from RefSeq and is a predicted model, not a curated record. Gene Ontology annotation, molecular function: actin binding. Lineage: Eukaryota; Metazoa; Chordata; Actinopteri; Gonorynchiformes; Chanidae. The coding region runs from base 284 to 2038 and encodes 584 amino acids. The transcript has 17 exons. Gene Ontology annotation, cellular component: cytoskeleton.